CUUUGCUGGUUUAGAUUAUAAUUGUUUAGUUUCUCAAAGCGAGUUAGCGUAAUUUAAAAAAUGAAAAUUCAUAUAGUUAUUUUUUUGAACUUUGUUGUAACGUGCGAAUACAUUAGUGGUUAUGAAAUAUUAGCAAUAUUUCCUCAUAGUGCGCGAAGUCAUCAUAUUUAUUUCACGCCGCUAGUCGAAGAAUUGGCAAUAAGGCAACAUAAUGUGACAGUGAUUAACUACCACCCUGUGCAAAAACAACCUUUCCUUCGGCAAAUAUCUCUACAGGAUAGAGAAAAUGCAAGUGCUUGUGUAGAUAUAGAGAAACGCAUGGAAGUUCUUUCGGUAUCUGACUUUUCCUUGGCGUAUGCGACUGCUCAGGUGUUCAAGAAUAUUGCGAAUACAAAUUGUCAAAAGCUGAUGAAUAAUCGAGAAGUGCAGGAGCUAAUACGGACACGAGCACAUUUCGAUUUAGUUAUAGUUGAGCAGUUUGUGACAGAUUGCGGAUUGGCUGUUGCAUACAAGUUGGAUGCGCCGGCUAUCGGAAUAGCUGCUCAUAUUUUGAGCCCAUGGACUUACUCAAGAUUGGGUGCACCUAACAACCCGGCUUAUGUGCCCAACCACUUCUUUGGAUCUGGGACGAAACCGGAUUUAUUUAAUAGAAUAAAAAGUGUUCUAAUAAACUUCGGGAUGAAUAUGUACUAUACUCAUGUUAUACAGAGGAGUGACCAAGAGAUUGUGAAUGCAGUGUAUCCCGAUACGCCACUGUUGGAAGAUCUAGGGAAGAAUAUGUCCUUAAUAAUGAUAAAUCAGUAUUUUACUUUAACUAGUCCUCGUUUGUAUAGUUCUAACGUUGUUGAAGUUGGUGGAAUGCACAUUAAUCCCAGUUAUCCGAUAGAAGAUCAGAGCCUUGUCAACUUUUUGGAUAGCGCCAGCAAUGGCGUGAUUUACAUCAGUUUUGGGAGUGUCGCAUCAAAUUUUCCUCGUAAAAUAAUUAAUGAAAUUAUAAAAUUCGUCGAGAAGAGCAAUAUGCGAUUUAUCUGGAAGUCAGAUGUAACCGAAUGGGAUCCUCCUAGCAACGUGUUUCUUGGAAAAUGGAUGCCACAAGCUGCUGUUCUAUGUCAUCCAAAAGUGGUCGGUUUUAUAUCACAUUCUGGAAUGCUGAGUACAUCAGAAGCUAUGCACUGUGGUGUACCUAUAAUUUCUGUACCUCUGUUUGGAGAACAAUUUGCGAAUGGAAAGUCUGCUGUCGAGAGUGGUUUGGGAGUUUCAUUAGAUGUAUUGACUUUGAAUGCACACGUUCUGGAAGAUGCUUUACAAACUAUCCUCAAAGAACAAUACCAGAAGAAAGCAAAGGAACUAUCACAACUCUGGAAAGACAGGCCACUAUCUCCAAUGGACACUGCCAUCUUCUGGAUUGAGUACGUGGCCAGAAAUAAGGGAGCGGUCAACUUGAAGCCACCGACGGUGGACAUGCCACUGUAUCAGUACUUAAUGAUCGAUGUAGCAUUCAUAAUAGCAUCAUCAGUUGCAAUAAUAUUCUACAUCUUAGUCAAAAUCUCGUCACUAGUCUUAAAAAUUCUCUUUGGAAAACAUAAACUAAAAUGGAAAAAGAUAGAUUAGGAUAAUUAAGAACUAAAUCUAUUUUAUUUAGGUUAAGAAUAACAAUAAUAAUUAAUUAGAAUGACAGCAAUUUUUGGAGGAUUGCACCUUAGGGAUUAAAUUUAAUAAAAAAGAAAAGAUUUAACAAAAGAUUUUUUUAAUAACAUUUGUUGAAAUUACUCAGAUUAUGUGAAUAAUUAAUAAAUACACAAUACAAAUAUGUUUUUUUCACUGGAACCGUGAUUUUAAUGUAUUUU
Molecule: messenger RNA, 1847 nt
Organism: Spodoptera exigua (beet armyworm)
Lineage: Eukaryota; Metazoa; Arthropoda; Insecta; Lepidoptera; Noctuidae
Source: the annotation of a GenBank genome assembly